AAAAAAAAGUAGUGCGAGGUUGUUUGUGUUUCAGAUUUCAUGUUUACAUUUAUAAGGUACCUCUACUAAACUAAAAUUAUAAAUUGGCAUCAAUAUGACGGAACACGUUUCCAUAAGACUAGCGUCGGAAAGAGUUAAUCAUUGCGUCUCCUCAAGCAAUGAUACUGCCAGGUUUUAUACUCCAGGAGAGGUUAUAAGUGGAAUGCAAGAUUUCAUGCGCGGUCAUGGAACAUAUGUUGAAGAAGAUUGCCUAAAAUCAUCAGUAGCAGGUGUAAUGCAAAAAGUGAACAAAUUGAUAUGUGUACGACCCUUGAAAAGCCGCUAUGUGGGUGAAAUUGGAGAUGUAGUGGUUGGAAGAGUGCUUGAAGUGCAGCAGAAAAGGUGGAAAGUGGAAACAAAUUCUCGAUUGGAUUCAGUACUACAGCUGUCUUCUGUAAACUUGCCAGGCGGAGAAUUACGCCGCAGAUCUGCAGAGGAUGAACAAAUGAUGAGGAAACAUUUAAAAGAAGGUGAUCUUAUUAGUGCUGAAGUUCAGAGUGUGUUCACCGAUGGCUCAUUGUCACUACACACAAGAAGCUUAAAGUAUGGCAAGUUGGCACAAGGAGUUUUGGUAAAAGUAUUUCCAUCAUUGAUCAAACGGAGAAAGAACCACUUUCACAACUUACCUUGUGGUGUGUCAAUGAUUAUUGGCAACAAUGGGUUCAUAUGGAUCAGCCCAAAGCCUCAAGGCAUGAUGGUUGAUGGGAAUGAAGAUGAAAUAAUUAACUAUGAGAUGCAGCCGGUUGACCGCACAGAUAGAGAAAUAAUAGCAAGGUUGAAGAACUGUAUCGCAGCUCUUGUUGCAUCGAAAAUGAUGCUUGAUGACACAAGCAUUAUGUUUGCGUUUGAAGAGAGCCUGAAGUAUGAAGAGGUGAAGGAGCUUUUAGACCCCGAGGCUAUGCUUGAUAUUGCCUUUCUAACACAACACAGACUUAAUAAUAUUAUGGAAGAGUGACAUGAGUGAAUUUUAUCUGCUUUAAAUGCUCUAUAUAAGAUUCUAAAACAGUUGUCCUAAUACCAUAAUAUCGUCCAAACAGAUACGUAAUUUUGUUGAAUUUUUUUUUUGAUGCCUUCUGCGCAAAGGGUUUGCUCAACAGAAAGCCUCAUUCUUACUGCUCGAUGCGUGGCAUCUGUAUGAAUAAAAAAAAAAUAACAUCGGCAUUCACAUAUUUUAUAUCUAAAAUUAUUCCGCCGAGUACAUCGGGAUCGGGACCAACAUUAAAGAAAAUAUUUAAAUGAAUUUUAAUAAUUGCACUAUAAGUACAAAAUGUAAAUUACGUCUACAAUAAAUAAUGCUUUCAUUAAUUUAGUCUUAGUUUAUUUGUGUAUACUCUGUUAUGGAUGAUAUAAGAUUACUGAGACUGACUGUUUUAAAGUUACCAGUGCUAGUUAUAGAAUCUUUAUUAGAGGACUCAUAUUAAGAGUGUAGAUAAAUUAUUGUAUACAACGGUUGAUA
Messenger RNA from Pararge aegeria (speckled wood butterfly), 1495 nucleotides. RefSeq names its product exosome complex component RRP4 (gene Rrp4). Gene Ontology annotation, molecular function: RNA binding. Gene Ontology annotation, biological process: nuclear polyadenylation-dependent rRNA catabolic process; U4 snRNA 3'-end processing; poly(A)-dependent snoRNA 3'-end processing. Bases 95 to 994 code for a protein of 299 amino acids. The transcript has 5 exons. The record is from RefSeq and is a predicted model, not a curated record. NCBI's taxonomy places the organism in Eukaryota, Metazoa, Arthropoda, Insecta, Lepidoptera, Nymphalidae. Gene Ontology annotation, cellular component: cytoplasmic exosome (RNase complex); nuclear exosome (RNase complex).